Messenger RNA from Stegostoma tigrinum, 2511 nucleotides. RefSeq names its product phospholipase B domain containing 2 (gene plbd2). The transcript has 12 exons. The record is from RefSeq and is a predicted model, not a curated record. Lineage: Eukaryota; Metazoa; Chordata; Chondrichthyes; Orectolobiformes; Stegostomatidae. Bases 13 to 1710 code for a protein of 565 amino acids. Gene Ontology annotation, cellular component: extracellular region. Gene Ontology annotation, molecular function: glycerophospholipase activity. Gene Ontology annotation, biological process: phospholipid catabolic process.
GUGGCCGGGGACAUGGCGGCGGCCCGGGGCCUGACGGAGGUUCCCUUUCGGGAGAUGGUCCGAGCCCGGAGCCUGGACUUUCUCCUCUUCCUGCUCCUGAUGCUGGGCUGCGCGGCCUCCCAGGAGCUGUUCCGCUCGGUUUUACAGGAGAAGAACGGGCGGCUCCAGGUGGUCCCGGGGCUGCGGCCCGAUGGUAUUGCGUGGGCCAACUUCACCGACAGGAUCAAGAGCAGCGGCUGGUCCUACCUUGAACUUACCACAAAUGGAUCAUACAAAGACAAUUUACAGGCUUAUGCUGCUGGAGUGCUGGAGGCUUCUGUCACACAUCAGUACAUUUAUAUGCAUUGGACGAACACACUGUCUCACUAUUGUGGACCCAAGUAUCAAACUGCUUAUUGUGAGAAACUUAAAAAUUAUAUUGAAUCCAAUCUGGCUUGGAUUGAAGAGCAAGUGGCCAAAGAUGGGUAUAAAGCAUACUGGCAUCAGGUGAAUUUGGUACUACUACAGCUGCGAGGGCUAGAGGACAGCUAUAACAAUCAUAUUUCAUUUCCUAAUGGGAAGUUCAACUUCCGACCUUUUGGAUUCAUUCUUUUGCAGAUGGCUGGUGACUUGGAGGAUCUUGAAAAUGUAUUUAAUAAAACCGAUUCUUCAAAGGCUUUUGGUUCUGGGUCAUGUUCUGCCCUCAUCAAACUGUUGCCAGGCAACAGAGAUCUUCUAGUAGCCCAUGACACUUGGACUAACUAUCAGUCAAUGCUGCGAAUCAUUAAGAAAUACAAACUGUCCUUUAAAGAUGUCCCAGAAGGUGGCGUUGCCAUACCAGGAGAGGAGCAGGCCUUCUCAUCAUAUCCUGGGACACUAUUUUCUGCUGACGAUUUCUACAUCAUGAGCAGUAGAUUGGUAGCUCUAGAAACCACAUUAAGUAACAAUAAUGCACAUUUGUGGAAGCUUGUGCAGCCCGUUGGUUCAGUGAUGGAGUGGUUAAGGAACAUAGUAGCUAAUCGACUGGCUAAGAGCGGUGCGGAAUGGGCUGCAAUUUUUAGAAAGUUCAACAGUGGCACAUACAAUAAUCAGUGGAUGAUUGUGGACUAUAACUACUUUAUACCGGGACAAAUGGAUAUUAAGAAGAACUUGCUGACAAUUCUAGAACAAAUACCUGGGCAAAUAAUAACAGCUGAUAAAACAAAUGAACUGAUGCAGAAGGGUUACUGGGCAAGUUACAAUGUACCAUAUUUUGAAGAGAUUUUUAAUGCCAGUGGUAAAACAGCCCUCGUUGAGGAAUUUGGAGACUGGUUCAGUUACGAUAAGACUCCUCGAGCCCUGAUAUUCCGUCGAAAUCAGACUUUAGUUACAGACAUGAAUUCAAUGAUUAAAUUAAUGAGGUAUAAUAACUUUAAGAACGACCCUCUUUCUGAAUGUGUGCAAUGCAAUCCUAAAUACAACGGUGAGAAUACAAUUUCUGCUAGAUCUGAUCUAAAUCCAGCCAAUGGAACUUACCCAUUUUCAGCAUUAGGACAGCGUUCAUAUGGUGGUACAGACAUGAAGGUUACUUCAUUUGAGUUACACAAGGACUACCAGAUGAUUGCAGUGAGUGGUCCAACAUGGGAUCAAGUUCCAGCAUUUCAGUGGAGCAAAUCCCCUUUCAGCAAGCUUAUGCACAAGGGACAGCCCGAUCUGUGGAAGUUUCUACCAGUAAUGGUGCACUGGAACUGAAAACCUAAGAACAUUACCAGAUUAAAAGAAAAGUAUUCUAAAUCGGAUUAAGCCAUUUAUGUUUAUCAUCUGCUUCACUUUAAAUAUUCUUGUUAACUUUAUGAAGUUGAUUUUUGAAUGAGAGUAAUUGUAAAUGUCUGAUCACCAUUUAUGGUGUAAAUUUUGUGAAAUAAUCACUAAGUCUUGCCAAAGUUUCAUUUUGAAUGCAUUCUUGCAUGAGCAUUGUUGUGCACUUCACGAAGUUUGAAGUACCUGGUGUUCCACUUUAAUAUGAAAGAAGCAAAACAAUGUACAAAUUAAAGCUUAAGGCAGGGUUUCACAGCCAAGGUAUUUUUAAAGCUGGUAAUCUGCUGAGUAAGAGGUUUUUUUGAAGACUAUAGACUUUGAUAACUUAAUGAAUGAGAGAAAAUUCCACUCCCAGAAGGACUAUUACUUUUCACCCAGAGUAACCUCAUGGACCUGUAGUUGUGUUUCUGAUAGACCAUAACUAGUCAUGCAGGCUUAAUGCAGGCCAAGCUGCCAAAAUCACCAUGUCAUUGUUCCUUUGUUGAGUAGUCAAACCAAAUAAAAAUCCAGUUUAAAGUCAGUUGUUAAAGUACCGUGACAUUGGAGACGUGUUGCACCUUCCUGUGACUUGUCCACCCAUAUGAUUGAUUAGUUGUCUGCUGGUUGUGUACCCAACAAAAACUUUGCAACUGCAACCAAAUUGCUGUUAACCUAAUUGGAACAUUACUUAAACUUCAGCUUUUUUAAACUGUUUCUUAAAUUCUAUAUAACUGGUGCUAAUACAUAAAUUUGUUC